AUGCCUAGUCAAGAAGGAGAACCAUUGGUUCUUGAUCACCAACGGUUGAGGCAUAGGAAGGCCAAGUCUCGUGAAGUCAGCUCAAGAUUUCUGUCAUCACCAAGUUCAACUCCAUCAGUGGAAAAUGUGGUUAAUUCUCCAAACCAUAGUCCUUCUACUCUUCGACAAAAGCCCGGUAGAUCACCUACGGAUACUCGAAAGAAGAGCAACUUGGAUAGUACAGGGUUUAUGCGGGGGCUUUGGCCGUCAUCUUCACCAUCAUCUACAACUUCAACACAACCUUCAAAGUCCAAGAAUGGCACUCUUGCUGAAUGCAUUGGAAAUGAGAGACUAAUAGACCUUGCGCAGCGUAAGAACCCGGAGAAAUCAAAUAAUCCAUCGUUUCUGAAUAGGCAGAGAAGCUGUACAGAGUUUAAAAGAUUUGAGAAUGAAAACAAGAUUUGUAAAGAGAAUCAUAAGCCUCUUUUUGGUGCAUCAAUGCGUUAUACAGGGAAGUUUAAGUUUUCUCGAAAAUCAUCGAAUUCACCCUCAUCAUCAAAAUCACCUAACGUGUCUGAUGAUAAUAUAGCCCCUGGAAGGCUUUCAGUAGAUGAAACUGUGCUUCGAAGACGAAGAUCUGAUUGCUUGGCUGAUAUGGUGGUGGACUCAGAGUCUGAUCAGAGUGAAAUGCAUUCGGGCACGAGUUUUGAUUCUGCAGUUACUGGAAAAAGCUUUCCAGCGUCCUAUAUGGCACCAACUGUGAGUUCAAGAAUGUAUGGACUCGAAAUCCCAUCAAAGUAUUUGCAAGAUUCAUCGUUAAGGUCUCGUAGAUGGAGUUCAGAUUCUGGUACAGUUCAGAAGCCUGUAUCAGGAGACAAUUCGCCCAAAAUAUUUACUUUAAAGAAUGCAAUGAAGAGGUCCAAUUCACUGAAGGCUUAUGGCAGUGAGACAUCGAAAUUGGGAACAUCACCUUUGAGAUCUAGCUCACCUGCAGGGUCCGAAGAAAACAAGGGGAAGACAAUGUCGAAUAUGAAGCCUCCUACUAGUCCUUCAAAAGUUAAGGGAGUUGGAAAUCUGCUUACCAUGGGUCUUGAAUUGUUGAAGGGAAAGAAACACUCUCCAGGUGUCUCAUCACCUCUAGGAUUAGGCAUAGGGGAGAGUGUUCAUCAAUUACGUAUGUUUCAUAGUAGGUUGGUGCAGUGGAGGUAUGCAAAUGCCAGAGCUGAGGUUGUCAACUCAAAAAUCACUAAACAAUCUGAGAGCAACUUAAUAUAUGCUUGGAACGGUAUAGCAAAGUUGCAACACUCUGUCAGACAGAAGAAAUUGCGGCUAGAGAGAGAGAAACAAGAGAUGAAACUAAAUUACGUUCUUCAAUCUCAAAUCAAGUCACUGGAAGCAUGGGGUUCUAUGGAGAGGCAACAUAAAUCAGCAGUAAAUGUGACCAAAGAAUGUUUGCAGUCUGCUGUUUGUAAGGUACCCCUUGUGGAAGGGGCAAAGAUAGAACCACAAUCACUCUCUAUGGUUCUUCGAGCUGCAUCAGAUCUCACUUCAUCAAUCAAGUUGACAAAUUCUAAGUUUCCGGCUAUGGCUGACAAGACAGCGACAGCGUGUAGAGAGCUAGCAGAGAUAGUCACACAAGAAAAAUUGUUGUUAGAAGAGUGCUUGGAGCUUUUCAAGUUCAUUUCUGCCUUAGAGGCUUUGCUUUUGUCACCUUCUCUUCUUCCCUCAACUUUUCAUGAGUAUGAAAAUAGCCAUUGGCGAUUACAUGCUUACCUAGGGAGAGAAGAGAGAAGGUUAGGACAAGGCAAAUCCUCCCUGUGUGGAAAUCCUGCUUUCACAGGAGAACCUAAUUUGGCAAAGAGAGGAGGAAUUGUGCCCAGAGAGUAG
Molecule: messenger RNA, 1866 nt
Organism: Coffea arabica (coffee)
Lineage: Eukaryota; Viridiplantae; Streptophyta; Magnoliopsida; Gentianales; Rubiaceae
Source: RefSeq, a predicted model, not a curated record